AUGUCUGUUGGGGUAACCGAUGCUGUGAUAGAGGAAUCAAAACCUCCUCCCCUAAGUGAUUUCGACAAGACAAGAAUAUGUACGUGGAACAAAGACCCGCCUGUUCAAAACCGCCAUUGCCUGAGCACACUCAUCCAUGAACAGUGCUUGUCACAGCCAAAAGCACUCGCAGUAUGUGCAUGGGAUGGCGAACUCAACUAUGUAGAGCUAGAAGACCUCUCAUCAGCACUUGCCCAGCACUUAAUAGCGCUGGGCGUUGGCCGGGAUGUGUUUGUGCCUCUUUGCUUUGAGAAAUCGCGAUGGACGACUGUCGCUAUACUUGGGAUAAUCAAGGCUGGCGGUGCAUUUGUCCUGCUAGACCCAUCUCAUCCAGAGGCUCGGCUCGUCGAGAUCUGUCAGAAGAUAUCUGCGAAAUUGAUUAUUUCUUCAUCAAAACAUGCUGAAUUGGCCGCGCGUCUAAUUACUACCGUCAUCGAAAUAAAAGACCAGAAUUCAGAGUGGCUUGUUAGUGAUGAUCCAUGGACUCCUUCACCAACGGCCCCUGAGGAUGCUCUCUAUGCCGUCUUUACCUCUGGUUCAACCGGUACCCCUAAAGGGGUAGUUAGCAACCAUUCAUCAUUCGGCGCUGCGAUCCAUCCGUAUACUCAAGCUGUUGAACUUGAUGAAGAAUCUCGAGUUUUCCAAUUCGCCUCCUACGCAUUUGACGUUACCAUAUUUGAUAUCCUCAUGACUUUGAUCAACGGUGGAUGCAUUUGCGUCCCCUCAGAUGAUGACCGCUGGGGCGAUAUCACAACGGCAAUUCAACGAACUCAAGCCACCCACUGCAGCUUUACACCUACCGUUGCGCGAAUCCUUGAACCAAAGAAUUUCCCGACUUUGAGAACAUUGGUCCUUGGUGGGGAGAAGCUCGAGAUGGCCGAUUUUGCCAGGUGGGUUGGCCAUGUUCGAGUCCUCAAUUUGUAUGGCGCGUCUGAGUGCUCGAUCAUGUCAAUCCAGCAGGUGGCUGGUGAGGUAUCUGCUCUUCAGACGCUCAACUAUGAGACAGGGAGUAGACGUUGGAUUGUAGAUCCAGAUAACCAUGAUGUACUUCUGCCCAUAGGAACCAUCGGAGAACUAGUGAUUGAAGGAUGCAUCGUAGGUCGUGGCUAUAUCGGCCCAGAGAACACAGCGGCCAAAUUUAUCCAACCUCCUAUAUGGUUACGCCAAUUUAGAGGCCCCGAGUACUGUAUCCCAGUGUACAAGAGCGGCGAUCUCGCACAAUACACCACUGAUGGAUCAGUUCGAUUUAUCGGGCGCAAGGACACACAAGUCAAGCUUCGAGGACAGCGCAUCGAGCUCGGUGAUGUAGAGCAUCAUAUCCGGUUGGCGCUUCCCGACGCAAGAGACGUGGUCGCAGAGGUCGUAACUUUCCCUGAUUCCUCAAGGCCUCCUACGCUCGUAGCUUUCAUACACGCCAGAAAUGAUAGCGUCGUGAAGAGCGGCGGACACACGAUAAUGUCACCAAGACUCAUUGACGGGCCUAGCGAUUCAUUCCGCUCCCGGGUUCCCUCCGUACAGUCUACGCUUCAACAAUCGUUACCUUCUUACAUGGUUCCUUCGGUCUUCCUCCCGUUAGAAAGCCUGCCAUUGACUAGCACGGAUAAGAUAAACCGUAAGCUUUUACGGGAAUCUGCAGCUGUAUUAUCAAAAGAAGAGCUAGAACAAUACCAACCAACAACGACGGCUAGACGCAUACCCUUAACAGAUACGGAGAAGUUCUUGCAUCGGUGUUUUUGCCGGGUACUUCGCCUGGAGCCAGAUCAAGUUGGAGCUGAGGAUCACUUUUUCCAUCGAGGUGGAGAUUCUCUUAUGGCAAUGGAGUUGGUGGCAAUGGCUCGCAGAGACAAGUACAUGCUUACUGUUCGCGACAUAUUUGAGCACCCUCAGUUGUCCGCUCUAGCGUGCGCCAUCCAGUCCGGGGUAGACGAGGACGACGAAGCUCCUCCAACCCCAUUUUCUCUAGUUGGUGGGCGGCGGGAUGUGAUCAGAGCUGCUGCUCAACAAUGUUGCCUACCGAUCCGGGCAAUUGAAGAUAUCUACCCCUGUACGCCGCUUCAGUGCGGCCUUAUGUCUGAGACAAUGCGAGACCCUAAGGCAUUUGUUGCGAAUAUUUCUCUUCCUUUGCCACGAGAUAUAGACCUUCCGCGUCUGAAAGCCUCGUGGCUAGCUGUAGCAGCUGCUCAUCCAAUUCUACGUACGAGGGUGGUUCUAUCCCCUUCUCAUGGCCUGCUGCAGGUAGUGGUCCGUGAGGAUAUUGAAUGGACUGGAUCGAAGAGCAUUGGAGAUCAAGAUUUCAGUGUCGGUGUUGGGAAGCCACUGGUGCGGUUACACCUCUGUAGCUCACAGAACAAUGACGAUCAGACUUGUCUGCUUUUGAAUAUCCAUCAUGCUAUCUACGAUGGGUGGACUCUACCCCUGAUCUUCAAGGAAGUCGAUGCCGCAUACCAUGGAAGAACUCCGUUACCACGCCCUAUUACUCCCUUUAUUCGCUACCUACAGUCAACCUCCGAUUCCACGCGUUAUUGGAGUACUUUAGUGGAAGGCUUUCAGACUCCUGUAUUUCCUCCUUUGCCUGACAAAGAACACAACCCAUCUCCCAGAGCCAUCAUAAACACCACAAUUAAGCCGUUAAGUCAGCACUCCAAGGAUUUCACUCCGAACGCUUACGUGCGAUUAGCGUGGGCGAUCACUCAGGCUCAAUGUCAAGGUACCAAGGAUGUCUGCUUUGGGGUAGUGGUAUCGGGUCGAAACGCACCAGUUGCCAACAUUGAAUCAAUGACCAUCCCGACCAUUGCGGCAAUCCCAUACCGUAUCGUAUUAUAUCCCCAGCUUUCAGUGUAUGAUUCUCUUCUUAAGGUCCAAUCCGAUACGAUCUCUGGUAUCCCCUUUGAGCAAUUUGGCCUCACUGAAAUACGCCGAUUAGGGGAAGAUGCCAUAUUAGCAUGUUCCUUCCAAACAUUACUAGUGAUGCAACCAGGAGAAGCCCCGAGUAAAAUCUCGUGGAUAGAAGAGAUAGAGUCGGAGUUAGAUUACCAGACAAACGCGACUUAUGCCAUUAGUCUGAUUUGUAAGCCUGAGGGAAACAAAAUGAAGGUUACAGUACUCUAUAACCCCGAUGUGGUGAAAGAAGAUAAAAUGCGGUGGAUAAUAACUAAUUUCGGUGAUGCCUUGCAAGUUUUGCAUCAAAAUCCCAGCAGCCAAAUUAGAGAUAUACUUAACUCCUAG
Daldinia vernicosa is the source of this 3264-nucleotide messenger RNA. Its product is annotated as acetyl-CoA synthetase-like protein. Gene Ontology annotation, molecular function: catalytic activity; phosphopantetheine binding. The coding region runs from base 1 to 3264 and encodes 1087 amino acids. The record is from RefSeq and is a predicted model, not a curated record. Gene Ontology annotation, biological process: secondary metabolite biosynthetic process; amino acid activation for nonribosomal peptide biosynthetic process. Gene Ontology annotation, cellular component: cytoplasm. The transcript has a single exon. NCBI's taxonomy places the organism in Eukaryota, Fungi, Ascomycota, Sordariomycetes, Xylariales, Hypoxylaceae.